Messenger RNA from Podarcis muralis (Common wall lizard), 1514 nucleotides. Its product is annotated as microtubule-associated protein 1 light chain 3 gamma-like. NCBI's taxonomy places the organism in Eukaryota, Metazoa, Chordata, Lepidosauria, Squamata, Lacertidae. The record is from RefSeq and is a predicted model, not a curated record.
GGCGAGUCUCAGGGUGGGCUCUCCCCACCCUCCACCUCUCCACGUCCUUCCCCGGACCUUGGAGGUCCUGAUCCUGGAAGCAAAUUGGGAAAAUUUGAGGCGUGACUCUGGCACUAUUUAAGCGGCUCCAAAGGAGUCAAGUCAGAGCUAUCGCUGGGGACGAUUCUUCUUCAAUUCCCCUUCCCGCCCCAGCUUUAUUUCCCCCCUUCCCUUUUUAAGAAAAAGGUGUGGUUCCUUCCAAGAUGGAUUCUUUCCCCCCAUUCAAGCACCGAAAAACCUUCGCCUCCAGGAAAAGUGAAGUGGCCACGAUCCGGAUGAAGUUUCCUGGCAAACUGCCGAUAAUCCUGGAGCGCUACCCCAAGGAGAAAAUGUUGCCAGCCUUGGACAAGACCAAGUUUCUGGUUCCUGAAGACCUCACCAUGGGCCAGUUCAUCACAAUCAUCCGCAACCGAAUGUGCAUCGGGUCCACUCAGGCAUUCUACUUCCUGGUUGACGGCAACUGCAGCCUCGUCAGCAUGUCUUCCACCAUGUCUGAAGUGUACAUGACGUACAAAGAUGAAGAUGGCUUCCUCUAUAUGACCUAUGCCUCUCAGGAGAUGUUCGGCUGAUGGCAAAUGGGUCGCCUUCCUUUGGAUCCCAAGUUCCUUGUUUAUUUUGUCUGGGAGAUGUGAUCACCUGCAUUUUGGACACCACCUACCUCUUCUUUCUCCCCACCCCACCAGAUGAUGGUUUUCUUGGAACGUAGCUUUUGAUCUACCGAAACUCACCCCCACCUCCUUGCAGUUGCCCCGGUAUCUCAACCUCCUUGAGAAAGAGGUACCCCACAAACCGCACCUUUCUUAGUACCGCCAAGGCAUGGCCUUCCUAAGCACGCACUACGUCAAAGUCCUUCCCGGCCUUCGCUUCUGCUCCCAGGUUGAUACAGUAGGAGACUGCUUUGAUGGUCAGGGAUGGGCAUGAACCAGUGACCUUCCCAAUGUUGGGCUCCCAACUCUCAUCAGCCUGGCUCAACGGUCAGGAUGGCAGGAGAUGUAGUUCAGCAACACCAGGAAGCAACACCCUCUCCUUCAAUUCGGAGGUGGUGGCUGGUUAUAUUAUUGCUCCCCUCCCAUACUCCCCAUUACCAAGUCCAUAAACGGAGAUGGCCUCCGAUACUCUUUCUUUUGACACCCAGGGAUGAUGGCUCCAGGGGUAGCCUGUGUGGUGAGGGUUUUGCCCGCUGGAAUGAGAUCAUCUCUUGGAUCUCCUGUGGCAGAUGGGCCAGUGCAGCCUUCUUUUUCAUGGCCCAACCACAAGGUUUCAUGUGCAGAGGUGAAGGGGAUCUGUUUUUUUCUAUUUAAUUGCAAGUAUUAAGACUUCUGAAAAAGGGAACAGUGGAACAACUGGGUUUAAAAUGUAAAAUUACGGUUUACUGUAACAGGGGGGAAAUGUCACUUUGUUCAACACUUCAAUUACUUUGUACCUUGCAUGUUAAAUCUACUACUCUUGAGUAGAAAAUACAGUUUGAAAACAUG